This is a messenger RNA of Staurois parvus, 266 nucleotides long. NCBI's taxonomy places the organism in Eukaryota, Metazoa, Chordata, Amphibia, Anura, Ranidae. The record is from the annotation of a GenBank genome assembly.
CAAUUAAUGUGAAUCUGUUAAUCUGUAGCAGACAAUGCUGCUAAGGCAUGAGUAAGCAAAUGAUCCCAUUUUCUCAAACAGGUGCGGACUGACAACUCAUGGGGCCCCAGGCAAUAGGGGAUCAUGGGGCCCCUGUGUCCUUGCCCAAACUCAAAAAAGCCUAUGAAAAAAGGUACCAGGGGCAUCUCAUGGGGCCCCCUACUGACCCCAGGCCCUCGGGCAGAGUCCGAGUUUCCAAAUGGUCAGUCCGCCCCUGUUCUCAAAAU